ACUUUGACCGGUAGUCCGUACAGUUGUGCCUAAUCCAUUAUAUCAUCAUCACAAUCCUUGACUUUACUUUUCUCAUCUACAGGAAUAGCUCACGAUUUUUGGUGUUAUGGCAUCAUCGAGUUUUGUAAGUUUUGUGAAUGUGGUUGGAAUCAAGUCGUUGAAAUCUGAUUUUCAAACUCCUACAUCAAUUGGUGGAUUCAUCAAGCAGAAGCCACGAGUUGUCCUGGUGAAAGCAGCCGCAGAAAGCGAGAGCGGAAAUGAAUGGGCAAUUAAGAAGACGCAGAUGAGCGAUGCGCAGUGUGAGGCUGCUGUGGUUGCUGGAAAUGCUCCCCCCGCUCCUCCGGUUCCUCCGCUUCCUGCUUCGCCUCCCGGGACUCCUCUUGUUUCUCCCCUCCCGCUUAGUAGGCGUCCUCGUCGUAACCGUAGAUCUCCUGUAUUUAGAGCUGCAUUCCAGGAGACGACCUUAAGCCCUGCCAAUUUUGUGUAUCCCCUUUUUAUACAUGAAGGUGAAGAGGAUACACCGAUUGGUGCCAUGCCGGGAUGUUAUAGGCUAGGAUGGCGACACGGACUUGUGGAAGAGGUGGCAAGGGCAAGGGAUGUGGGUGUUAAUAGCAUUGUGUUGUUCCCAAAAGUUCCUGAUGCAUUGAAGUCUCCAACAGGAGAUGAAGCAUACAACGAAAAUGGACUAGUUCCUAGAACCAUACGGUUGUUAAAAGACAAAUACCCCGAUCUUAUCAUCUACACUGAUGUUGCACUAGAUCCUUAUUCAUCUGAUGGACAUGAUGGCAUUGUCAGAGAGGAUGGAGUUAUCAUGAAUGAUGAAACUGUACAUCAGUUGUGUAAACAGGCUGUUGCCCAGGCUCGAGCAGGUGCAGAUGUGGUCAGUCCCAGUGAUAUGAUGGAUGGUCGGAUUGGUGCCAUUCGUGCUGCACUUGAUGCGGAAGGGUUCUCGCAUGUGUCUAUCAUGUCCUAUACUGCAAAGUACGCAAGCUCAUUUUAUGGUCCAUUUCGAGAAGCACUAGAUUCAAAUCCUCGUUUUGGAGACAAAAAGACUUAUCAGAUGAACCCAGGAAAUUACAGAGAGGCACUCAUUGAGACCCGUGAAGAUGAGUCUGAAGGAGCAGACAUUCUACUAGUGAAACCUGGUCUACCCUACUUGGAUAUCAUAAGACUUCUACGGGAUAACUCAUCAUUACCCAUUGCAGCUUACCAGGUCUCAGGGGAAUACUCUAUGAUCAAGGCUGGCGGUGUUCUUAAAAUGAUCGACGAAGAAAAGGUUAUGUUAGAGUCAUUAAUGUGUCUCCGUCGUGCAGGUGCUGACAUCAUUCUUACAUAUUUUGCUUUACAAGCUGCCAGGAGCUUAUGUGGUGAGAAGAGGUGAGACGAAUUUUGAUAUCAUUAGAUCAGCUCAACUAGUUAACCGGGCUUAGAUCUAUAUCAGUCAUAUUGAUUGAUUAUGCACUAAGACGUGAGCUGUGAUGCCAAAGCAUCUAUAUUAGCAGUGUUAUGAGUGUUUUUUACCUGUAAAUUGAAGUGUAUUAAUUUUACGAUUCUACCUAAGAUUGCAUAAUAACGGAGUACCCUCAGUUACUUGGA
Messenger RNA from Daucus carota subsp. sativus, 1596 nucleotides. RefSeq names its product delta-aminolevulinic acid dehydratase, chloroplastic. The transcript is spliced from 11 exons. Gene Ontology annotation, biological process: heme biosynthetic process. NCBI's taxonomy places the organism in Eukaryota, Viridiplantae, Streptophyta, Magnoliopsida, Apiales, Apiaceae. The record is from RefSeq and is a predicted model, not a curated record. Bases 107 to 1381 code for a protein of 424 amino acids. Gene Ontology annotation, molecular function: porphobilinogen synthase activity; zinc ion binding. Gene Ontology annotation, cellular component: cytosol.